CAUUUUACAUAAAUAAUGGCUAAAAUAAUGGCAACAUUGCACAAAUAAAAAAGUUAGUCAACAUGGCGGCGCAAGAUGAAGUUGACGUAUGUGAAAGUUGGGAGGAUAUGGACGAAAUUGGCUUAGACCAGAAGAUCAAGCUCAUGUCAAGUGAGUGUGCGCCAGUGACAAGUCUAAAAGGGUGCAAGGUUACUGUUGAAGAAAACGCGUGCAUAGGAUCACAGUGCGUAAUGCCGGAGCCAGCUAUUCGUAUACUGAAGCGUCCGUCGUCUUCGGCGAGCGGGCAGCUCAAUGGUGAAAACCGCUCGAGGCCCGUGAAGACCUUCGAACAAAGACAGAAAGAAUAUGAAGAGGCUCGCCUUCGAAUACUUGGCGAAGCGCGAAGUCCAGAAGAUGUAAUUGACGACAACCUGAGCCGGUUGCAGGACAAACUUCAAGCUAACAAUCUCAAUGACAAUCAAAACAGUAACAGUGGUAGUGGUAAAACAAAAAACUGUCAUAAUGACAACGCUAAAGGGAAUAAGCAAGAACGUAAAGUACUUGCGAGGCUGCCACCGGGAGCUACCCCUGCUGGUGUCUUCCCCUCCCCUCCGCCUCGAGGAGUUCUCGUCAUAAGGACCCCUAGAGGUCCUGAUGGAACAAAGGGCUUUACAAGAAGGUAGCACCAACCAAUAUUGAUUAUUUUAUAAAUAUUUCAUUUAAUUUAAGUUCCAUCCAUUUGACUUCUCACAUUUGUCAAUAAUUUUACAUUGGUAUGAUUUUAUUUCACAAUUUAAAAUUUACAUGUUCACUUUUUGUUGAUUUGUUUUGCCAAAGUUGAAUGUUGGCUGACAUGAAAUUCUGUCUGUACACCCCAACAGUGGACAAAAACUUGAUACUUCAGCUAAGUCUUUAAAUGCUUGCAAAAUAUUAUUUUUGAAUGUCUGAUUUGUUAAGUUUAAAGACUAUGAGGUAUUUUGAUCUGUUUUUGUCAGAAAAUAGAUCUUCUUCUCUUUCAUUUUAAAGUCAAAAUUCAAAAUUGAAUUUUAAACUCAAUUAUAGUUCUAUUUUAAAUAUUAAAAAUUUUAGUUUGUGGAAUAAAAUUUCAAAUUUAUGUGUGCUCACUAUGGGGAACAAUCAUAACAUUUGUAUGCUAGACUAAAUAUAGAUAGUAAUUAUGGACUUUCUAUAAUAAAGUUUGAAUACUUUAUAUUCAUCUGGUUUUCUGAUUUUAUGUUGAGGUAGUCAUUACACAUGAAAAGAUAAUAAAGUUUAACCUACAUUUAAAUGAGAUCAAUAUUCAUACAUAUUGCCAUAGGUGUUAAAUAUUGGUUAUAGCCUAGACUCAGAAUAAAUUUGGAUUAUCAAAUAGAUUGGCAACACUGUUCAGUUAUCUUUAUAGGAAUUGAGCUGGAUUGGAAAAUCAGAUUUAAAUAAAGUAUAAUAACUUCUAUAUCACACAUGAUUGUAGUUGAUGCAACAAUAAAUGGAGGAAAAUUCAAAAUAUUUGUCAGUGUGUGUAUUUGUCAAUAUUAUCACACUAAAUGGUUUGAAGACCAAAAAUGGUCCAUCUGGCAGUCCAUAGAUUUGAUUUCAUUAAACUCUGCUUUAAACUUACCAUUUUAUUCAUAAAGAAGUUGAAACAUAAAAAUAUGUUCUACAAAAUUUAUAUUUUGCCUUUUUCUGUCAAUGACAAAUAUUACGAAUAAGACAGUUUAGUAUUUAUUCAGUGUGGUCCCAAAGAUAUCCUGAAACCUGACCUUCGACAAGUCACACAAAUUUCUUGUCACUGGUGUUAGUUUUGAUUUUUCCACCAUGAACGCGUCAAAUAUUUACAACUAUGAAAAGUUCAAAAUAAUUUUAGUGGUUUUAAAAACGAGAGUAUAUAGUCUACACAGUACGAUCUCAAAUUGUAAUGUUAAUAAGGCCUAUUUUACAUUGUUUUUAAGAGGACUACAAAUUAGAUUGAAUAUAGUAUUUAUCUUGAACAAUGUCACAAUAUAAGGUUGGCACGGCUUUUGUAGACUUGGGUCGUAACAUCCAAUUUUAUAGUUUUUAAAUCUCAUAAAGUAACUGAUAGGUUUUACAUAAAAUCGUCUGAAGGUUAUCAUAAUCAAUGCUUGACCUUUCUGUUUGUUUUGUUUUGAAACAAUCUUCAACUAUGUGAUUGAAGAGUUGUAUUCAAAGGCUGCACUCAAAUUGUAUUUUACGUCACCAGUCUACAAAUACCAUUAAGUAGAUGAGAAAAUGACAUCAAACUUCAUCAACAAUUAAGACUCUAAAUUUGUAAACACAAUCAUUACCAAAUUGUUCGUAGAAUGAUAAGCGUUGACAAAUUUAAACAAACCGUUUUUAUAUGCAGUUUUUGUACAUUGUAUAGAAUAUUUCUUAGGGUAAGAUACUCCGUAUUUGUAUAUUUUUAACGCUACUAUUCUGUUUUUGUUACAAGGGCUUUGUUUGUGUCAAUCAGUUUAAUUUUAUCACGUACCAUUUAUUUAAUUUGUGGCGAUUUUCAAAAUAUUUGUGUUAUUUUUUUGUCACACAUUUUUGUUUUGAAAUUUGGAUUUGUGAUAUGUAUUGCAUGAUUAAUUCAACAGAGCCAUUAUUAAUAUAACAUAAUGAUAACAAAACUAAUUUCGUGUGAACAAAGCAUAAUAAUUUAUCAAAUCGACAAUGACUAGAUUGACACAAGUCAGCUUGUUUAAAGAGUGACUGAGGUGCGUGUACGGUACGGUCGUCCGAUUUAUUUCAAUUAUAAUAUCGUUCCUAGUUGCCUGAAGUUUCUAGUCUUAAUGUCCUAUUUCGGGAAUUUAUCUCGCACCAAAUAUAGAAGGACCAUUUCUCAUAAACCACCUUAUGAUAGAACACUAUAUAGGGUUCAAAUUAGAAAUACCCUUUUUAUGGGAGUGAUAAAGGUUAAUAGUAAUUCCUAUCAGGCUUAUUGUUUAAAUCAGGAUUAGAUAUUUUGAAUAAAUCUGGCCCGACCAAUUUAGCAUAAGUAUAUUGUAACUGAGGAUUGUGAUAUAAUAUAAUCGUCUUAUAGCAAGACUUUUUGUAAGUUACAGGACACUUGCAUAUUAUAUAAAGCAUUAAUUGUUGACAUAAGUACUAUGGAAUAAUAGUGCAUACGUUUAACUAUAAGGCGAGGGGAAGCGCAUUUGUCUAUAGUCCAUUUUUAGGUACUGAAAUUAAAACAAUUUUGACAUGUAUUUUAUUUAAUAUAUGUAUACUUUACAAGUGCAACAUUGCGAAUGAAUAAUGUAUUUUAUAAUUGAUGUAAGUAUAUCAAUUAAAAAUUACUGACUUGUAUAAGUGUGUAUAUCAAGAUAUGUCUGGAUUGUUUAAUUUCCCGAUUUUUCUGUUUUCCAUGAAUUGAUACGUAUCAUAUGCUCUCCCACGACACAUCGAUUGACUAAAGUGAAAUAGCACAUCAUGCUUCUCACUCAUGUGAAUUGUACUAAAAGAGAAAGAGUUAUUAUGAUGCUCGUCAAAUUUUAAUGAAUUGAAAGCUAGGUUUCAUUUUGUCUUUAAAUUUGUGCAUUUUGACAAAUGCUUUGAAGAUUAAUCUUAAUUCUAAAAGCAUUUGAAAUUGAAUCAACAAGUGUCAAGGAAACUGAUUAUUUUAUCAGCCUGUUAAAAUUGAUAAUUAGAAUUAACUUCCUGCGUAACGUGUACGCUUUUUUGUAUGGAAUUGGGGGCUGGAUGCGACGAUUGCGUUACAAUUCCAUACAAAAAGCGCACGAGUUACACAGUAGCUGUGCAUCGGCCGUUAAAAACAGUAGCUUUAAUAUAGGCAUUUGCCCGCGCCUUCGCUCGCUUUAAUGCAAACCUCGGGAGUUUUCAGGAUUAUAUUUGACGACUCGUGUGCAUAAUAUCAUGAGUUGUUAACUAGUUAAUGCAUGAAAUCGUAACAAAGUCACAUUCGCUAUUAUAAUAAUAAAAGUUGCGAUGAACUGGGAUUAUGAAUAUGGAUUUGUUAUAAGAAACGGUUGUGCGGAAUAAAAGACGAAAGGCAUGCGUAGUAUUAGGCAUUUUUAUGCUGAAUAUAUCGUUGGAGACCCUGUAUACGUAGACUAUUAACACUACUCGAAACGAAGGAAUUUGUUUGGUACAUGGGUAUCCUUAAUUUUACAUUUAUGACUAGAAAAUAUUUAUAUUUUUACACUUGACCGACAAUACCCACGGUUUAGAUAUAGCUAUUUUAAGUUUUAUUUAUUGGGGAUCCACGAUCGGGUUUACGUAAAAAACAAUUUAUUAUUACAAUUAGUGAAAUUCAAAAGAUAUUGUUCGCGUUAAAACCUUGAAAAUUUGUAAAUAGUCUGUUCAUAUUUUGUGAACAAAUGUUUAGUGCCAAUUAACGUAUUUAUUGCUUCUGCUAGUUUUCGUAUGAUUAGGGGAGUGGCCUUUGUGGAGUACUAACUCAAGAAGAUAAGAUCAAAUAGGGUCGUUUUCAUUAGAAUAUUAUUAACUUUUUGCCAUAUUUUGUACGUUUCUGGAUUCCUGAAACUUUAUAAUUACUUAUACGAAAAUAUUGCCGUCUAAUAUAUUCUAAUGAAAUGAGACCAAAGGCAUAAUAGACUUCGCGUAAAAAGUGUGCCACAUUACUGUACGCCAUGAAAUAGGGACUUAACGGUAUCUUUUUGCUCGAAUGGUAACGAUCACAUAUAGCGCUGUGAUUCGCAUUUGUUUAAUUGCCCAGCUAGACGUUCUAAAAUGGAUGUCCUUAAAGAAUACAACAUAGAAACUACUGGAUAGGUGGCUAGCUGAUAUACUUACGUUACACACAUACAUAUCAACAUUAAUCAGCCAAUCAUAGACCGACACAUGUUCACGUCGCGCCAUUUUGUUGUAUUCCUUCCUUCUUGUUUUACUGUGAAGGGAAUUUGAACAAAAGUACUCGAAAUGACUAAUUUUAAGGCAAUGAGCUGAGGGCAAAGACAUGUCGAGGUUACAUCGCUGCAAUUCGCGCAGAAAAAAAUAUUAAAGGGAUUGGAAAGGUGUUGGUUACACUGAGUAAUAGAAUAUCGUUUUAUCAUACACUGUGUAACCUAUUUCAUUCUACAAUACAAACAUAAGUUUGAUGUAAAUUUACAAAUGUUUUGGUAUUCCUACCUUGUAACUGAAGAAUUUCACAGGGCGCCCAUUUAAAAUAUAUAUUUUUAUAUAUACCUAAUUGGGAAAUGGGAUUUGAUUGUGAUUAUUAUAUAUCAGACAAGACCCGGAAAAA
Plodia interpunctella (Indianmeal moth) is the source of this 5206-nucleotide messenger RNA. RefSeq lists its product as uncharacterized. The transcript has 3 exons. NCBI's taxonomy places the organism in Eukaryota, Metazoa, Arthropoda, Insecta, Lepidoptera, Pyralidae. The coding region runs from base 63 to 662 and encodes 199 amino acids. The record is from RefSeq and is a predicted model, not a curated record.